Mucor mucedo is the source of this 1536-nucleotide messenger RNA. RefSeq names its product GPI-anchor transamidase precursor. The transcript has 5 exons. Lineage: Eukaryota; Fungi; Mucoromycota; Mucoromycetes; Mucorales; Mucoraceae. Bases 221 to 1336 code for a protein of 371 amino acids. The record is from RefSeq and is a predicted model, not a curated record. Gene Ontology annotation, cellular component: GPI-anchor transamidase complex. Gene Ontology annotation, biological process: attachment of GPI anchor to protein; protein localization to cell surface; proteolysis. Gene Ontology annotation, molecular function: GPI-anchor transamidase activity.
UUUCCAUAAAGCCAGUCUUUGCUAUUAAUUUAAAGUUUUUAUAAAAAAGCUGGCUCCAAUAAAAGCCAAUAAACACUUUUGCUGAAUCGCAAACGCAUUCUUCAUCAAUGUUUGGUGCCUUGGCGGGAGCUGAACACUGGUGAAAUUUUUAAAAAAAAAGCAGCACACAGGUCCCGAAAUAGCUUUUUCUCCUCCUUCAUUAACCCUUAAUACAUGCACCAUGGCAAGAUGGAAAUGGAGUUUGAGUUUGCUAUUUAUUUUAGCAAUACAAGUUUUGUGCGAUCAACAAGAACAAGUCGAAGGUUUUUUUAGUCAAAGUGGACAUACGAAUAACUGGGCCGUGUUAGUUUGUACUUCUCGAUUCUGGUUCAAUUACCGUCAUGUGGCAAACACCUUAUCCAUGUACCGAACAGUAAAACGACUGGGUAUACCCGAUUCGAAUAUUAUUCUGAUGUUGGCCGAUGAUGUUUCUUGUAAUCCUCGAAAUAAAUAUCCUGCAACUGUAUACAACAAUGCGAAUCGUUUAUUAGACCUGUACGGUGAUAAUGUGGAAGUGGAUUAUAGAGGAUAUGAGGUUACUGUAGAGAACUUUAUUCGUAUGCUUACAGGCCGUGUGUCUCCAGAUACACCCCGUUCAAAGAGAUUGUUAUCAGACGAUAGAUCCAACAUUUUGGUCUAUAUGACAGGGCAUGGUGGGGAUGAGUUUUUAAAAUUCCAAGAUGCUGAAGAAAUCAGUGCCUACGAUUUAGCUGAUUCAUUCAAGCAAAUGUCUGAGAAAAAGAGAUAUAACGAAAUUUUGUUCAUGAUUGAUACUUGCCAAGCAAAUACAAUGUACAGUAAAAUAAACUCUACGAACAUUCUUGCAACUGGCAGUAGUAAAUUAGACGAGAGCUCAUACUCCCAUCAUACAGAUUAUGAUAUCGGUGUUGCUGUUAUUGACAGUUUUACUUAUUACAAUUUGGAGUUUCUGGAAAAAGUGGAUCAAACAAGUGAUAAGACCCUUCAAGAAUUGUUUGAUACGUACGAUCCGGUCAAAAUUGCGUCUCAUCCUGGUAUUAGAUCAGAUUUGUUCAACAGACCAUUGGAUAAGGUCAAAGUAACCGACUUUUUUGGAAAUGUUCAAAAUGUAGAAUUAACCAAGAGCAGAUAUCCGUUACUACAAGAUGAUAGUGUGGAUGAAGAACCAAUCUUUUUUGCCCCAAAUAACACAUUACCAGCCAAAGACCAUCUUUUCCGUUCUUUUCUUGUUGAAAAGAGCUCAAAGUCGAGUACAUUAUUCGGCGUAUUAUCAGCACUCCUCAUUGGAUAUGUCAUUAGUGCAACCGUGAUAAUGUAAAUACGGUCUGUGCAUUAUAACCCGUAUAAUAAACACAUGGUUUUCCCUAAUUAUUCAUCCCCCCCCCCUUUUCCCCCUUUGAUACCCCUAUUUAAUCAACAACAUGGCAAUUAUGAAUCGUGGUUUUAUAUUAUUUCUCUCCUUAAAGGCCGUACAUCUGCAUAUCAUUGUACAAACUUAAAUUUUUGUAAUAACAAGUG